UUAUUUAUUUACAGCACGCGUUAGCUGGAUUAGUGCUGUUCUGUAAGGCACUAAAUUUUUCAAUAUUAUAUUAAAAAUUAUUCAAAAUGAGGAUAGAAACGUGUUAUUUUUGCUCCAGUAAAAUAUUUCCUGGUCACGGAAUGGUUUUCGUAAGAAAUGAUUGCAAGAUAUUUCGAUUUUGUCGGUCCAAGUGUCGCCGAGCAUUCAACAAAAAGAAGAACCCGAGAAAGGUCCGCUGGACUAAAGCGUACAGGAAAACCCAUGGAAAAGAAUUAACCAUCGAUCCGGCGUUCGAGUUUGAAAAGCGCCGAAACGUUCCGGUCAAAUACAACAGAGAGCUGUGGAGUAAAACUUUGGACGCCAUCAAAAAGAUUACCGAAAUUAAGGAACGACGUGAGAGGCACUUUGUUAUGGAACGACUACGGAAGGCACGGGAUCACGAAAUUCACAACGAUAUUGUGGACGUACAGAAAAAUAUCGCACUGAUCAGAUCCCCGGCGAUUGGUCUAAAAGAACGGCGGGCCAAGGAGAACGCUCAGCAGUCGGCCCUGCUAAUGGACGUUGAGGAUGAAGAGGAACAAAUUGAGUAUGUCGAUGCACGCCAGUUGGAGAAACAAUUGGAGGAGUCAUCCGCUCAGCUGCAUGACGUAGAAAUGAUGAAGGCCUAAGCGAAAGUAUCUUGUAAGCCUAUCUGAAUAUCAUUUCAUUAAAUAAUGAAGCAAAAUGUUAAAAAUAAAAAGUUUCUACUCAUAUAUAUACUA
Messenger RNA from Malaya genurostris, 761 nucleotides. It is a transcript of the gene RpL24-like, whose product is annotated as probable ribosome biogenesis protein RLP24. Gene Ontology annotation, cellular component: nucleolus. Lineage: Eukaryota; Metazoa; Arthropoda; Insecta; Diptera; Culicidae. The coding region runs from base 87 to 668 and encodes 193 amino acids. Gene Ontology annotation, biological process: ribosomal large subunit biogenesis. The transcript has 2 exons. The record is from RefSeq and is a predicted model, not a curated record.